UCUUUAGGUUAUACGUCCAUCUUUACAACAGUGAUGUUAUUAUUUGUAAUUUCCAGUGUAAAGAUACAGAGUGUAUUCUCUAAAACAUGAUUAAAUCGUAGAGAAUAUACAGUUCUAUAGCUUAAUUAGAAAGAAUACAUAAUUUUACCUUUUGACACUCAAAUACAAAUGUUAAUAAACUUUUUGAACUCGAAGAAUUCGUCUGCUGAAAGGUUCAGAGUGAACUGGCUGAGCCCAUAGCCGGUGACCUAAGUCUGCAGUGUAGACGUCACCACGUCGGUCCCAUCAGUGAUCAAGUUAGCGGGGGGUGGGGGGGGAUCAGAUGGUGCCCCCCCACACCAAACCCGCAUGGUCCCCCGCCUUGUUGCGACUUCGGCGACCAUCAUCCCCUGUGGUGGCAAUGCCCCCGCAAAUCCGCUCUCUAUCCCUGUCAAAAGCAACCAGCAAUCAGAUGAAGGCAUGAGCCUCAUAGUUCAGCUCGGCACCACCAAUGUCGGGUACACUCCAACCCUGACCACAGCUGUAGUGAGCUCCAGCAACACCAGCAACCGCUCCGUCAACUUGCGUGCCCAGGUAGCUUCUGCGGGCCAGCAGCCUCCGAGCGUGGCCAAGCAUCGACUACCCAUGCAGAUCAAUCGGCAGCCGCAGCAGGUGAACCGGUCCCUGCAGCAUACUGCUUUACCUGCUCGCAACAUUGCAGCGCUGGCUCGUCCAAUCAACAACAACCAUGCGACGCCCCCUGUGUCUCAGUCUGCCCCCUCACCCACCAUCGCUGGCCGAGUACUUGCCAGCCCUGUCAAGGAUUCUACUUUGGAUGAUGAUCUUCUGGAAGGUGUUGUGGAGAAGAGGCCAAAAUACCAUAAACAUCUUCCGUUAAAUUAUCAGUACGUCCUGCAAGAUCACAACUAUGGAGCACCUCCACCCCCCACUCCCAACUCUCCGCCAAAGCCGUUGGUCAAUGGAGUGGCAACAACCAACGGCUUGACACGCAGCCAGCCUCCCAUCAGCCAACAGCCUCCCAACAAUACUCACUACGCAGCCAACACCUUUGCAGCCAACCGCCAACCCAAGAAUGUGCUACCUACCAUACCACCUGCUUCCACCACCUUCGGCAGCACUACCAUGUCCAACGUGUUUGGCAUCGGCACACGUGGUCCGGUGCGAGGAGUCACUCCAGCCGAGGAGAGUGAUGUGGAGAGUACAGAUGGAGAAAGGGAGGUCGAUCCCCAAGGCGAGGAAACUGAAACUGCCCCUGAGGGCGAGGACAACGAAGACGACAGUGUCACUAGAUGUAUUUGUGAUUUCCAGCAUGAUGAUGGCUAUAUGAUAUGCUGCGACAAGUGUUCGGUUUGGCAGCAUGUGGAUUGUAUGGGGAUUGACAGAGCCAAUAUCCCAGAAGAAUACAUGUGUGAGAAAUGCCAACCUCGCCGUAUAGACAAGCAGAAAGCCAUAGCACUGCAGAUGAGGAAGAAGAAGGAGCUUCUGGACACAUCCGACUCUUCCAGUGACACUUCCUCAGGUUCUGAUACAAAUGUUCCACCGCGUAAACCAGGAGCACCAGCUAACAACCGGAAACCGGCUCAGCGCAAGAAUAUUACAACGGGUGGCAAGCAGCGACGUGAAUCCAACAAGGACUCAAAUCGCCAGAAUAACAGACAGGUUUUCCGUAAGAAGCAAACAGAAAAGAGGCCACCAUUAAGAAGGAAGAGUUCCCAGCCUUCUGUGAAUAACAAUCCUCCGGCCGCUGAGAAGAGUUCUCCGGUUGAGAAGAAGCCACCGACCCCUGUCACUCCGGUUGAGCAGCUGCGGCAGUGGAUAGACAGUUAUGAGGAAGCCGUCACCAACCACUACUCACCUGAACUACGCGCCAGGGUAGCUGCCAUUAAGGUCAACGGAGUACAUUCUGACCUGAAGCUGCCCACAAAUCUGUUGACUACACCCAAGUACCGCAUCUCACUCCUCCCCUCUGGAGUUAAGAUCCUAGUGGCGACUGUGGCACUAUCCAGUAACCAGCCUUUAGUGGAGCUUAGGGGCAAGUACAUGUUGUGUGGUGGGGGAGCCAACCGUCCCCUUCGUCCCCCUGUUCCACCACCAGGACCGUACAUCUUCCACUACAAGUUACCUCGAGAUAACACAGAGGUCUGCGUUGACGCUAGGACCUAUGGCAACGACGCUCGCUUUGUACGACGCUCUUGCAAACCCAAUGCUGAGGUAAGACAUUGUAUCGAAAAAGGAGUUCUUCAUUUAUACCUGGUGACGACAAAAGCAAUGGAUAAAAACACAGAAAUAACUCUUGCCAUGGGUCCGGGGCUUGUGUGUGCAUCUUGUUUGGACAACCCCUGCCCAGCGGCUGUGCCUCUCACCUCCACUGACAAUCAUAAGAUCCUUAACGGGCUGAUCUCUCCAAACAAUAACAACAACAAUGUCAAUACUCAAAUCUCAGACAAACGCAGGCGUGGUAGAAGACGAACAGUGUCUGAAAACCUAUCUCCGCCAAAAGCUUCACCAAAACCAACACCGAAACCGCAACCUUCCAAGGCUCAAGCUGCUUCUAAAGUGUCUCCGACUCCCAAGCCAACACCCAAGGUGGUCCCAUCGGUGCGAGUGCCUACACCCCCGCCACGGGUGCCGACACCUCCCCCUCCACCUGAGCCUGAAGUGGAGAAACCCGUAAAAGCUCCCACCCCUCCACCCUCCCCUCCUGCUGCUCCUUCCCCUCCCCCACCCGCACCCACCACACGCAGUGCUGCCAACAACGCAGCUCGCAAACCACCUCCCGCUCCCACCACUCCCAAGAAGAAGGAAGAGCCCCAGAAGGAGGAAGUGGUAAAAGAAGGGACCAAACUGAGCAAAAAGGAGGCUGCGGAUAAGAAGAAUAAAAUGACGAGAGAAGAAAGGAAGAUGGAAGCAAUAAUGAAAGCUUUUGAACGUAUGGAGAAAGACCAAGCCCGUAAACAAGAAGCUCAGGCCAGGCAGACUCAUCGCAAAGAUUCUACUGAAACAGAUUUUAAACCUCAUCUGACUGAGACCAAGGAAAAGGAGAAUAAGGAAAAGGAUAAAUCAAGUGACAAGGAGGACAACAAUUCCAGCUCUAAGAAUAGUCAACGCAAGAGGAAAUUCACAGUGACAAAGCGGAAAGGGCGCGGCAGAUCUCAAAGCACUCCACAGCCAGUAUUAAGGCCACGCCGGACGCUACGUCGUAGCCAGCCAACGCGGGAGCGAUCUCCUGACUCUGCUGAGUCCUCUGAUGACGAGUCACCUUUGAGACAGCGGCCGAACCGUACCCCCACCCCUCCCCCUGCACGACGCCACACUCCCCCCACCACUCCCACUCAGAACAAUACGACUAGUACUGCCACAGACUACAAGAAGAGCUACGAGAGUCCACCGCCACACACCAGUCCUAGCAGUGGUGCUGGGGACACUCCGCCAACACCCAUGUCCAAGACAGCGAUGUUGAUAGCGGCAGCCGUAGGACCACUCGCUCCAGGCUUCAAGUUCCCCAAGACUAAGAAGGGAAUAUUGACCUCGUGGCUCAACAAGUCACCAGAGAGUUCUCCGCCAGCACAGCCAGAGCAGCAAGGCUACAACGCCAAGAAGCGAUGGCUGCGUCAGGCCAUUAGUGAGGAGUGUGACUCCCCCAACAGUCGUCCUGACGUGACCAACUCUCCUUCUGAACAUGUAGCUCCGCCCAAGAAAAGGCGAAUGGCUCGAGAGUCCAUCUCUGAGGACCAUUCCGUCACUCCCCCUACCACGCCUACCCACACGGCCGAGGCUCUUAGUCAGAUGACUGAUGAAGAGGACACAGUCUCAUCUCCUCAAGAUAAUGUUAAGCCAGCUCAAGAGAGCCACGAUGAGGUGUGUGGAAGCAGUCAGGAAUCAGAAGGACCUGAUUCCCCAACCCCAGCUUUAAAAUCUAAAACUAAAGUUAAAAAGGAAGCGGAAGAAGAAACAGAAGAAUCAGAAGGGGAACAACUGAAACCGAAUGUUUGUGUGAAAGAAGAAGAUUCUACCGUGAAGGAUGAUUUUAAGGUCAAAGAAGAAGCUGUCAAAGAGGAAGGACAGGUGAAAUGUAAAACCGAAGCAAAGGAAGGGAGAAAAACCAGGUCAUCAGGCAGUGAAGACGAGGUGAAAAAAACUAAAACUGCUGAGCAAUCAGCAGCUGCUGCCGCGACAGCCAUAAAACGCAAGCUCUCAAUAUCAGAGUACCGUCAGAGGAGACAGCAAGGCGGGGGAAGUGGCACAGGGCAGGGAACUACAGGCAAGAGUGGUGGAGGGACAGGUGGAGCUUCCUCACCCCCCACCUCUGCCACCUCCUCCAUGUCCUCAUCAUCUUCUGAAGAUGAAGAGGAGCCUCAGCCUCAAACUGUCAUUGCCAAGUCUCUAAUGUUAGAGGCGGCUUUGGAUACCAACCUUGCUAAAAAACCUCCAACGAAUAAUAUUUUUAGUUCAGCCCCGACAUUGGUUGAACGCCAACGUGAAAACUUGACCCAGAGACUCAAAAGGGAGUUUGGACUGUUUCUCAGUGAUGACGAGGAGCAAGAGAAGGCCAGAAAGCAAGCAAAUAUCGACUCUCUGAAUAAACAAGAGAAGGAGAAGGAGUUGGGUAAGAAAAUGGUGCCACCUCCACCUCCCCCACCACCAGCAGAUCCGCCUGCUCACUACGGACCUCUCUACUUCCCCGGAGUGGGGCACCCAAUGUACUCUAACCGCUACCCCCCAGCCACUGCAGCACCCACACCCUUCUACAACCCUGGCUCCUCUUACUACCAGCAUUAGGUCUGGAACUGUUUGUUGUUGAAAUAUUGUUGAUUUUAUAAUUAUAACUUGUUUUGCAUAGUGUUCAUGCAUAAAGAUGUUUAUUACACUAGUAUUUAUUUGUUAAAUUUUCCAGUUGCAGAUAUUUAACACACUUUUUUAAUAUUCCAGUUACUGAAGUUUACCUUACCUUCGACCCAGAAAAAGUUCCUGUCCUCUACCUUCUCAUCCUCAUACGAAGGUAAAGUCUAAACUUAUCUUCAUAAAUUCCCAUUCAUCUUUGUUAAGGUUGAUCCUGUAAUUUUAUCUUGGGAUUUUUCAAUUGACACUGAGGCACUUCUCUAUUAUCUGUUUCUAGUUGGUAAGAAUGAGAAAACAGAAAAGUCUUACUAAUGGUUACUAAAACCAAUUUCUGUGUAUCAGAAGACCUUUUUAUAUAAACCUUUACAGCGAAUGAUUAUAAUUUGUGAGAUUUAGCUGCAUAUUUGGUUUUUAGAAAACAUUUAUUUUUGUUUAUUUUUACCUAUCAGUUUAUUAAUAAUCCCUAAGCAUGUUUUUAGAUAUAUCUUUUAAUAGUAUUUUCAUAAGUAAUUUUGCUAUAGUGCCAUGUAAUAAAAUAAUUGUGAAUAUUGUAACCUUACAGGAAUAUAAUUAAGAUUCCAUCUUGUUGGUGGCUAACAAGGCCAGUUGUUUUCAGGACCGUUGCAGACAUUGAUGUACUUAUGUAAUCGGUCUAGUGACAUAUACCAAGCAGUACAACCAGUAACGCUAGUAAGAAGGCAAGAGAAAUGUGUACAGAAAUGGCUAUUGUAAAUACAUAAAUCAUCACAUAAUAAUUGUAAUCCUUCCUUCAACCCCAUGUACAGAAAGUGUAAAAAUGGUUUUAUUUAUAUCGUUCUUUAUUUUUUUAUUAAAAAAUAAAAUUUGAAAAAUAGAGACGAGUUUUAUUGUGCAUAGAGCAAAUUAGUGUACAUUGAAACAUUGUACAUGUUGUUUGUUUCCAAGUAUCUGUAUAUAGGAUUGCUAUAUAGGUGUUUGAUAAUUACAUUGUGAGAUGUAUAAAACAUAAAUUUUAAUGUUUUUAGCACCAAUUAUGUUCAUAAAGGUCACAUGCUAAUAUUUAGCUUAACUUAUCUUUUUGUAAAAAAACACACAAUUCGAGUUGAUUUAAAUAAUGUUAAUCGUGAUAAAUUUGAAAUCUAAAUUAGAUCACUAACUGUUGACCUUCGUGAGAACAUAAUUUUACGAAACCAGUUUCAAGUUUUAAAUGUUUACACAAUCAAAGAUUAUUCAUACCUUAUUUUAAUGUAAGAUUGAAAUUGGUUUCGCCCGGUGAAUGUAGGUGCUUUCUGAAUUAUUGUAAUCUCAUACAAUAUGUUUUAAGUAGAGUACAAACUUUUUUUUUCAGCUUUAAGAUUUAUUUUAUUAUUUUUGUAAUAACAUAAUGCAUAAGUUUUGAGGUUAAGAAAUGUAAAGUUGUAAGUGUAAUUCAGCAACAGUAUUUAUAAGAUGGGCAAUAAAUUCAGUGUUGUAUUUUUUUAAUGAGAAACAAAUAGUUAAGGCAAGUUCUGUGAUUUAGUGUUCUUAUGUUAAUUUGUUUUAAUUUAUUUUUUUAUUAAUCAUACUAACAGAUGUUUCAACUUCAUUUUUUUAAUUCAUAGACACUAACAAACUUUUUUUAAGGUCUUGGUUUAUUUCUAAUCUCACACUUUGGUGGUUUUGUUAGUACUAAAUAUGAUAGUAAUAAUGUUGCUGAUCACUAUUGUUAGCAUCAGAUUGAAAUUUUUGAUUUAAUUAUGACAGAUGCCAACUAGUUUCCUGUUGGCAACUUCAUUAUGGUUAGCAGGGAAGGACAGAGUUCUAGUUUGGAAUGCAAGCAAUGCAUUCUAAUUAUUGGUUCAGCUACCAAAUGGUGUAAAUUUCCUGGUAAAUCCUCUUUAUGGCACAGCAGCAAACAUGGUGAAAUAAUAAAAAAACUUACUUCUCUUGAUGUAUAAACAUAACAUACGAGUUACGACUUACCUCAGAAAAAAAAGUAAUAUGGUUCUUUAUUAAUGAACUAUUCUAUCAUAGUCAUUGAAUAGUCAUUUAUUCAGUCUUUAAACAAUACAUUAUUGUAAUUGACAUCGUCAUUAUUAUUGUAAAAAGAUAUAAGAUGCAUAAAAAAGGGUUUUCAUAUUAAGAAAUAUUGUUUAUUAAACAUUUUUCAUAGUUAAUUGCAUACGUAACUAUACAUAUUUUUAUCUACUUUCCGUUAAUUACAUUUACGAUUUUUGAAGCUGUCCACUGUUUGGAUUGACUAAGCCAUUAGAGUAAACAUUUAAAAAGUAUAGAUACAUGCUCUUUUGAGCUUUGUUACGAAGGUCCAGGUUUAUCAUUGUUCAUUUAUAUAUUCCUCCCUAAAUAGUUUAGCCCUCAAAUUCAUAAAUAUAUUCCAAAACAAAAUGGUACAAAAUCAAUUAUAUUUAUAACAAUCUAGAUUACUAACCUUUUCAGACUCAUCAGCUCGAACAUUAGUCAAUAGUCAGCAUUUCUAAAGCAUAGCUUUAUUAUCAGGUUAAGAUACAAGAUUUUGUUUCUCAAACGGAAAAGUCAAACACAACAUUUUCAACAUCCAACUACUACUCAAUACAUUAAUCAUUUUUUUUUUUUAUGUCGAGUAUUUUGUAGUUUAAUGUUAAACUUGACUAUAGGUGAAAUUAACACAGUUACCAUUGACUAAUGCUGCAUCUGGAAAGACAGAAAAGAUCAGUAAUCAACGUUGUUGAAAAAUAUCAAUUUGGUUAUCCAGUAAACAUUGCUCUUCUCAAGGUUGGAUGGGUGUUCUGCACCUGCUUUAAUCCUUGGAGGAAUUGUUUACUCAAAAUGACGAACUUGAUCCAAACAGUAGAUCAAACAAAAAUGACGACCUUAAGGAAAUGUAGCUGGCAUACAAUAAAUGAAGUAGGUCUUAAUAAAUAAUUCUGUUCAUUGUUGAAUUAGUUGUAGUUUUUUAAUCAUGCUUACCAGAAGAUAACUUGUUUCCAAUGCGGAUAUUGUAGCUUGUGGGAUUUCUUGGUGUUGCACAUUACUCAGUAAAUUUAACAAAAAACUACUGAUGAGUUGAAGCUUUAAUAGGUUUAACUAACACAGAAAAUGUUUUGACUUAUCUGAACCCGUGAAUGAUUAUUUAUCAAUAAUAUUGAGUACUUUAAACUAAACGUGAACUGUAAGUAUAGCUAGAUGAAUCAGAUCUAGAAGGUAUCUUAAUUUUCAAAAUUAGCCAGUAUGAGGAUUGUGUACAUCAACCCACCAAAGUGUGACCAAUUUUUUUUACAGGCAUGAUGUUUUUAGAAUUAAUCCAAGAUUGUGUUGUUAUUAGCUAUAAGAUGUUUAUUGUUAAACUCGUUGUGUUGGGCUGGGCUGGUAAAUAUCACAUUCCCAACACUCGGGCAAACAAAUUUGUAAGCUCCAUCUUGUAAAUAUUGGCCUAGAACGAUUUGUCUCUGUUUGUUCUUUAAAAUGUACAAAACCAAUGCAGAUAUUGUAGCUGACGGUUUUUCUUGGUGUUGUGCAUAAUGCUCUUUAAUCGUAGUAAUAAAAAAGCUUAAGAUAAUUUAACAA
Molecule: messenger RNA, 8361 nt
Organism: Macrosteles quadrilineatus (aster leafhopper)
Lineage: Eukaryota; Metazoa; Arthropoda; Insecta; Hemiptera; Cicadellidae
Product: proteoglycan 4-like
Exons: 22
Coding region: 349-4779 (1476 amino acids)
Molecular function (GO): protein binding
Source: RefSeq, a predicted model, not a curated record